AUCGCGUUCAACACCCCGCUUACCUUGAUCGUCGGUUAUAACGGGUCGGGAAAGACGGUGGGGGUUGCUAGGCUAGCUCUUUUGGAUUAUGGUUACUGACUCUGCGACAGACUAUCAUCGAGUGCCUCAAGUAUGCCACCACUGGUGAGCUUCCGCCUAACAGCAAGGGUGGCGCCUUCAUUCACGAUCCCAACUUGGCCGGCGAGAAGGACGUACGCGCCCAGGUCAAGGUCUCCUUCCGGUCGACCGUCGGCGAGUCGUACGUCGUUACCAGGAACGUGCAGCUCCUGGUUAAGAAGAACACACGGUCACAGAAGACACUGGAAGGGAGCCUGCUCCUGCGAAAUAAUGGGGAACGACAUGUCAUCUCUACCCGGGUUAUGGAACUCGACAAGCUUGUUCCAGAGAAACUGGGUGUUUCCCCCGCCGUCUUGGACGCUGUGAUCUUCUGCCACCAAGAUGAAUCGCUGUGGCCCAUGAGCGAGCCGGCCGCUCUCAAGAAGCGGUUCGACGAGAUCUUUGAGGCCAUGAAGUACACCAAGGUCAUCGAGAACCUUAAGGUGCUUCGCAAGAGGAAAGGAGAGGAACUUCGGGAGCUGAAGCUACAGGAGGCGCAGGACAAGGCGAACAAAGAAAGAGCGGACAAGGUUGAUAAGAUCAUGAGCCAACUCUCCAGGGAGAUAGAAGAGGGGAAACAGAAAGUCGCGGAGAUAUCAGAGCAGAUGAAGGAGGAAGACACCAGGAUCACAGACAAGCGCGAGCAAGCUAACAGCUUCCUCAGCAUCAUGAACAAUCUCCAGACUAAAACCGAAAAGCUUGAGUAUAAAAAGGAGGCCAUCGCGGAGCUGUGGAGCCGCAUCGAAGAACUGCCCGAGACGGAUCAGGUGCUCAGAAGCACAUUGGAUGAGUACGAGCAGACGAUUGAGAGGACGGUUGCCGACAGAGAACGAAAAGCCGCAGAAUUUCAUGAGCUUCAGGCGAAACUCAAGAAAUCACGGGAGAUGCAUACGGCCAAGGCUGCCGAGCAGGGGAAACACCAAUCUGACAAGGACAAGUACGAGCGGCAGCUUGAUACGCGGGACCGCAUGAUCCAUGAUGCUGCCACCCGUCACGAGAUCCGGGGCUACGACGGGGAUUUGGAUGAUCGGAGGAUUGCCGCCUUCAACGAACGUAUCCAGAAGAUCCUAAACGACAAGAAACGCGAACUGGAUCACCUCCAGCGCGACAAUGCUGAAGAGCUCGAUAAGAAGACUGCCGUCAUUACGGACCGGGAGAGCCGGAAGGCAUCGCUCGUCCGGGACCGUGCAUCGGCGAAGCAGCGUAUCAUCAAUGUUGGAAAGGAGUCGGCCACUAUCCAAGGUGAACUGGGCAGGCUUGAUAUUGACGAGGGUGCGGAGGCAGUGCUUCGUACCGAGAUGAAAGAGCUUGAGGCCAGAAUCGAGACAGCAAAGGCUGAGGAGCAAGCGGCGGACUUGGAUUCCCAGAUCAAGAAGGUGAACGAUGACAUCUGGAACCUCGAAGCGCAGUCUGCGAAGCUUGCCAGAGAACUUGUCGAGUGCACGAGAUUGGCAUCCGAACGGGCCCAGCUCGAGUUACGGCAAAAGCAAUUGAAAGAACGGCGACGAGAGCUGGAGAUCCUCAGGAAUACGUGGAGCGAACAGCUCGCCACGCUACUUGGCAAUGAGUGGCAACCGGACACAAUCGAGAUCGAGUUUCAGAACGCUCUUAAACGCCAAAACGACGUUGUUGCUGAGUGCAGGAAACAAAAGGACGCGAGGCAGCAGGAGCUAAAGCAGGUGGAGUAUAAGCUCUCCAAUUCCCGCGAGCGACAUAACAGAUUGUCUACGGAGAAGGAGAGCUGCAAACGUGCUGUUACAAAAGCUCUCAAGGACGUGAGAGAUCCCGAGUCGCCGCCUAUUGAGGACUACACCAAGGAGUUGGAGAGCGUCGAGGCCGCACUGAGUCAAACAGAGACGGACUUGAAGCUCUAUGACGAAAUGAAGAAGCACUAUAUGACCAUUAAAGACAAGGCUGUGCGGUUCAAUAAGUGCUACUUCUGCGAACGCGACUUCAAGGACCAGGCAUCUGCGAAAUCGAAGCUGCUUGACAAGAUUGCAAAGAGGCUCACAGAUGAGGAUAAGCAGGAGCUAAUGCACGACCAAGUCGACCUCACCGAGCAGCUCAGGAUCCUCAACGCCGUGCGCUCCCAAUACGACAAUUACCAACGGUUGGGGGGUGAGUUGCCAUCCCUGAACAAGGAUAUCGACGCAUAUUCGUCGCAAAAGGAAGAGUUGGUUCGCCGCCUCGAAGAUGAGGAUCUAGCUUUCAGAGAGGCAGAGGAUAAACGGCAGGAAAUCGACGCACUCAGCAAAAACGUCCUGAAGAUUUCGCAAACUCAUAAAGACAUUUUGGACGCCGAAAGGCAGGUGGAGAGGUCACAGCAGUCAUCGAGCAUCACAAUGCGGAGCCCGGAUGACAUUAACGAGGAACAAACCACUUGUGCAGAGCAGACCAGGGUUGCCCAGGCGAAGCUCAGCAAGCUAAUUGCCGAAAGGCAGCGUCUCAAGGAUCUGGCUGGUCAACUUGACGUUGAGAAGCUCGAGUUGAGGCACAAGAUCAGCAAUGCUGUCCAGCAACUCGAGCGGAAGAGAAGCCUCCAGGAGUCGAUCCGUCGGUGCAAGGAGGAGCAGAGCCAGCUGCGGGACACUAUUCAGGAGGCAGAUAAAGAGGUAGAGCGCCUCGAGCCGGAGAUCGCCAGCGCUCGUGCCGCGCUCGAGGAGGUCCGUCGACAAGGUCGCGCGAAGGAGCAGAAGGUAGCGGAAGAGAGGGACGCGAUUGCAACCACGGUCAGUGAGCUCAAGAUGAUCAAUAGCGAGAUUCAGGAGUACCUUGACCGGGGUGGCCCCUCGAACUUGGCCUCGAACCAGCGUGCCAUUGCUGGUCUCGAGGCGACCAUCGCAAGCCUCGAGAGCGAGAUGCGCGACCUGACUGUCCAGAUAAACAAGCUCAACAAGGAAAUCGACAACAGCGACGCCAAGAAACGGAACAUCAUGGACAAUCUCACCUACCGCAAAAAUCUCCGUGAGCGUGAAGUCCUCGAACAGGAAAUCGAAGAACUCGAGUCCCGAAAUGCCUCAGAAGACUACGAGCGGCUCCUCCAGGAACAGCGCUACCUCGAGUCACGCCGUGCCAAACUAGCCGCCGACCAGCAGCGGCUAGCGGGCUCUCUGGGCACGAAGGACGAAGAAUUCGGCCGUCUCUACGAAGAAUACCAGAUCGACCUCAAGAACGCUAAGGCCAAGUACAAAGAAUCGCACAUCAAAGUGGAAACCACCAAAGCCGCGAUCGACGACCUGGGCCGCGGCACCGCCGCCCUCGACCACGCCAUCAUGCGGUACCACUCGCUCAAGAUGGAGGAAAUCAACCGCACCAUUGGCGAGUUGUGGCAGAGCACAUACCAGGGCACAGAUAUCGACACGAUCCAGAUCCGCUCCGAUGUGGAAGCAGGUGCCGGGUCGGGUACCGGCAAACGCAACUACAACUACCGCGUGUCCAUGGUCAAGGGCGAUACCGAGAUGGACAUGCGCGGGCGGUGCAGCGCCGGCCAGAAGGUUCUUGCGAGUAUUAUCAUCCGUCUGGCGCUGGCGGAGUCGUUCGGCAUCAACUGCGGCCUGAUCGCCCUCGACGAGCCGACGACCAACCUGGAUAGCGAUAACAUCCGGAGCUUGGCCGAGAGUCUGCACGGGAUCAUCAAGGCCCGGCGCUCACAGAGCAAUCUGCAGCUCAUUGUGAUUACGCACGACGAGGAGUUCUUGAAACACAUGCAGUGCAGCGAUUUCUGCGACGAUUUCUACAGGGUGAAGAGGGAUGAAAAGCAGAAUAGCGUCAUUGUGAGGGAGAGUAUCACGCGGAUCAUGGAGUAAGGGGGCGCGGGGGCUUGUUGUUUUGUGUGUAAUGUAUGCGCGCAUGAAGUCAUCACUAGUAGUAUUUAUGAUAUGGUAAUGGGAGAGUCACCGGGAUA
This is a messenger RNA of Chaetomium strumarium, 4021 nucleotides long. RefSeq lists its product as uncharacterized. The record is from RefSeq and is a predicted model, not a curated record. Gene Ontology annotation, cellular component: Mre11 complex; condensed nuclear chromosome. Gene Ontology annotation, biological process: chromosome organization involved in meiotic cell cycle; telomere maintenance via recombination; telomere maintenance via telomerase. Lineage: Eukaryota; Fungi; Ascomycota; Sordariomycetes; Sordariales; Chaetomiaceae. The coding region runs from base 381 to 3923 and encodes 1180 amino acids. The transcript has a single exon. Gene Ontology annotation, molecular function: G-quadruplex DNA binding; double-stranded telomeric DNA binding; single-stranded telomeric DNA binding.